Gaeumannomyces tritici R3-111a-1 is the source of this 1830-nucleotide messenger RNA. RefSeq lists its product as hypothetical. Lineage: Eukaryota; Fungi; Ascomycota; Sordariomycetes; Magnaporthales; Magnaporthaceae. The transcript has 2 exons. Bases 1 to 894 code for a protein of 297 amino acids. The record is from RefSeq and is a predicted model, not a curated record.
AUGGACAUCGUGCUCGACUUUGACGGCACCAUCACGGCCAAGGACACCAUCGCCUGCCUGGGCGCCUUUGCCGUCUCCCGCCAGCAACAGAGCCAACAGAGCCAACAACAACAGCACCACUACGACGACCAUGGCGGGCAUCCCACCACCACCACCACCACGGAGCACCACCAAGACAGCACCAGCACCAGCACCAGCACCAGCCGCCAGGCCACCUGGGACUGGAUCGUGUCGUCGGACGCCGCCGGCAAUGGCGGCGGCGGCGCGACCGUGGCGGUGCUGUCGGUUAACUGGUCCGCGGCCUUCAUCCGCGGCGUGGUGUCCAUGUGCGACGGGCCGGGCGGGGGCAGGGACGGGGCCGCCGCCGUCGUCUCCGAGGUCAUCAGCAACGACAUCAUGGCGGACGGUUCCAUCGGCGGGCCGCUGGUGAGGGGUCCGGAGGGGGAGGGAGGCGGUGGCGACAGGCACGCGGCCCUGACGACGUCGGCGGACAAGCUUAGGGCGUUCCUGGACAGACGUGACAGCAGAGGCGGCAGCGGGGCGAGGACGACCGUCUACUUUGGGGACUCCACCACGGACCUGGAGUGCCUCCUGGAGGCGUCGGCCGGCGUCGUCAUGGCGGACGAAGGCGGGGCCGAGGGCAGCAGUGCCUUGCUCAGGUGCCUGUCCAGGCUCGGGUUCCACGUGCCCCACGUCUCCGAGGCGGCGGCGGCGGCGGCGGCGGCCGGACUACCGCCGCCGCGGCUGGCGUGGGCCAGGGACUUUUGCGAGGUCAUGGACAGCGGCCACCUGGCCAAGCUCGCCGCCGCGGGGACGGCAUCCCCCGCCCCUAGAGAGGAGGAGGAGGGGUCGGUUGCGGAAGCGAACGCGAGGGCUGCGUCUCUAGAAAGGUAGCGGGCGUCCUCCGGGGUCGGACGGCUUUGUUGUUUAACUGUCCUUUUUGGGCCCGAGUCGCGAGGAGGGGGAGGGAUGAAAAGAGAGCAAACGCAAACUAACCUGGACGACAAGGUCUGAAGCAGUCCGGCUGAUGCUUGCCAGCUUAUCCCCCCUGCGUCGCGGCCAUAUCCGAACGCGGCCAUGCUUUCUUUCACAAUAUGUUCCCGAUGUCUGGCGCGCCUCGUAUCCCAAACGCAUUGCUUGAAAAAAAAGGAAUGGUUGCACGAGGGGGAUGCGCAAAGUCUUUCGGGAGAAAUCAGGUGCCCCCAACUUGGCGCCAGUAAAAAUGGUUUGGUGAGGAAAACAUCCACUCCAUGGCUGGCGCUCCUUUCUUUUUGCCCCCAUUCUUGUUGAUAGCCGGUGUUAUCCGACCUUCUCAACUGGAAGACUACUCAGCUCGACGCUUGGAGGAAUGUUACCAUUCCUUGGGCAUGCCCUGGGGCUUCACAUUCACACCUACGAGUUGAACUUUGUCAACGCCGUCCCGUCCUCAACUCCAUCCACUAUAAUAGUGGCAGCGUUUGGCUUCGCCGUCAUUUGCCUCUGUUUAAUGGGCCAUAAGCAGCCGCAUUCCUCUCCAAAGUCAACUAGCAAUUUUCCGCCCGUUAAUUUCCUUCCCAUGCAGGCAGCCUUGUUGUGCCAAACCACUUCCAUUUUUCUUCUUUUCUUUUUGUUUUUUAUCCCCCACCCCCUUUGUGUGUCACACAUCCCCCAUCUGCGGCUUCAUCAUCCCAUCUCGAUUCUUCUUCUUCUUGCCUGUGACAGCACCAGCCCACCCGGCGCAGGCCCGAACGCGCCUCGAGAUGACGGGAAACUCUACCCAGCCCUCCCCUGAAGCUUCUGGGCCGCUCCCGCCCCCUUGUCGACGCAGACGCGGCGCAGGAUUCCGCCCCC